AUGGCUAUAGAAAAUUCAUCUGAACAGCUGACAACCAGAAACAGUCUCAAGAACAGCUAUGGUUUCCUGAUGCGGGUGAAAGCAACAGAGUCUCCACCUGAUAAGGUGUUUCUCCUUCACCCUUUCACUCCACUUUCCCAACCAUUUAAUAAUAAAAGCGCUGAGUACUUAUUAAAUGCCAAAUCCUGUGGAAACCCCUACAUUAUAACUGAGUCACCUUCCUCCUCCAAAAACCUUAUCCCCAGGCUGCAAACUAUCCGGAAGAAUUAUCUGAACAUGAACAAGUACAAAGUGAUGUACAAGUGGCCAGGGGCCAGGGUCAAGUUCAGUGCAGAGGCCCUGCUUUGCCACCCCCAGGACCACGUGAAAAUUUCAGUGAUGGAGAUCACAGAUUUUCCCUUCAACACCUCUGAUUUGGAGGGUUACCUGCCUCAGGAGGACAUUACGACCAAGGCUGGGCCAUGGGGCAUCUGUGCUGUUGUCUCUCCAGCAGGAUCUCUGAAGUCCUCCCAGCUGGGUCGAGAAAUAGAUGAUCACAAUGCAGUCGAGAGGUUUAAUGGGGCACCCACAGUCAAAUUCCAACAAGACGUGGGCACGAAAACCACCAUUCGUCUGGUAAACUCUCAGUUGGUCACCACAGAAGCGGGCUUCCUCAAAGACAGUUUGUACAAUGAAGGAAUCCUAAGUGUGUGGGACCCAUCUGUUUACCAUUCAGAUAUCCCAAAGUGGUACAGGAAUCCCAACUACAGUUACUUCAAUAACUUCAAGAGCUAUCAUAAGCUGCAUCUUCAUCAGCCCUUUUACAUCCUCAAGCCCCAGAUGCCUUGGGAGCUGUGGGACAUCAUUCAAGAAAUCUCCUCAGAGCAGAUCCAGCCAAACUCCCCAUCCUCUGGGAUGCUCGGCAUUAUUAUUAUGAUGUCACUGUGUGACCUGGUGGUUAUUUACGAGUUCCUCCCAUCCAAGCACAAGACUAAUGUAUGCAACUAUUACAGGUAUUUCGACAGUGCCUGCACAAUAGGCACCUACCACCCACUCCUCUUUGAGAACAUGGUGAAGCACCUCAACCUCGGUACGAACGAGGACAUCUACCUGCUUGGAAAAGCCAUGCUGCCUCGCUUCCAGACAAUUCGCUGUGGAGCAUAA
Messenger RNA from Budorcas taxicolor (takin), 1143 nucleotides. Its product is annotated as beta-galactoside alpha-2,6-sialyltransferase 1-like. The record is from RefSeq and is a predicted model, not a curated record. Gene Ontology annotation, molecular function: sialyltransferase activity. Lineage: Eukaryota; Metazoa; Chordata; Mammalia; Artiodactyla; Bovidae.